UAGGAAUGACACAGCAGUAUUUUAUCACACGGGGAACGGAAGGGUUAAAGAAAUACUCAUACCCUGGCUGCGAAACUGUUGAGAGUGUUUUUGACACCAAAAAAAGAUGUUCCGUGGUAUGUAUGUCCAAGAAUGGACAGUACAUCGCAGUCUGUAACGGUUCUGAAACUAUAGUCUUCGAUGUUGAGGAGAACCGGAUGAUCACGUCGCUUUCCCGCUCCCGAACCAUGUUGAUGAAGUUCUCACCUAAGAAUACUCAUCUAGUAACCUGGAAACAGUACCAGGUGUCCGAAGACUGCCCUGAAAAUACUCCCAAUGUUGAAAUUUGGAAACUGGAUGCCGAACCACAGCAAGACAAGCCCGCUUAUGGUUAUGUUAAGCGUGGACAAACCCACUGGACCCCACUCUGGAGUGAUGACGAGUUCACUUGUGCUAGAGCUUGUAACGCUGAGGUGCAACUCUUUGAAAACAACGACUUUUCUACAGUCGCUAAAAGGAUACAGAGGGAGAAAGUAGGCGGAGUGUUUGUAGCCCCCGGUGAUGAUCCUUACCACAUUGCUCUAUACGUACCCUCAAUAAAGGGCGCUCACGCUUUCGUGCAGCUCUAUUUGUAUGGAACUUUCGAGAAAACAGCUGCAGUCGCUCACAGAAGUUUCAUGAAGGUCGAUAACUGCGACAUUAAGUUUAAUAAGUCAGGGAAAUGUGCCAUUAUCAUAGCCUCAAAUGAUGUCGAUAAAACCGGUUCAAGUUAUUACGGACAGACAUUGCUGUACUUUAUAAGUAUCCGAGGAGAGAGUAACCAGAUAGUACUGAAGAAGAACGGUCCAGUUUACUCUGUCGAGUGGAAUCCUCAACGAGAUGAGUUCAUCGUUCUCUACGGGUUCAUGCCAUGCAAAGGAACACUGUUUAACGUGAAGUGUGAUCCAAUACACGAGUUCGGGGAGAACCACUACAACGAGAUCCUAUUCAACCCUCAGGGCAACAUGGUCGGGCUCUGUGGGUUCGGGAACCUUCGAGGCAAGAUGAAGUUCUAUGACACGGAGAACAAUAAGUUGUUAUCAGACUUUGUGGCAGCGGAUGCUACUUUCUUUGAGUGGGCCCCCUGUGGAGAUGUCUUUAUCACAGGUACCCUGUCACCCCGACUGAGACAAGACAACGAGUUUAAGCUGUGGGAUGUGUCCGGUAAGAUACUCCACCACUAUCAGGUCCCAACAGAUGAGACCCAGCUGUGGCAGCUGAUGUGGAUCAACCCUGCUACGCUACUCCCUCCCCCUGUUGUCCCUAGACCUGCCACCUCUAAGGAGAUUGCUGCUGGAAAACCCCAGGCGUACAGACCACCUGGUUCCCGACAAGGUCCAGCUGCAGCUACCCGCUCACUCCUCCCCAACGUUCAAGGUGGAGUCUACAAACCCGGCAGUGAUGCCCAACGAAACCAGCCCUCUAGACAAGCCCAGAAAAAUCAGAGAAAACGAGAAAAUAGGGCCAAGCAAAUUGAGGAUGAGAAAGUUCCAGAGCCUACGAUGCAAGAUUUGCAGUCUACCAUAGUUGAUGAGAGGGAGAAGAAGGUCAGGAAUCUUAAGAAGAAAUUGCACCAGAUCGAAAAAUUGAAGGGCCAGGUGGCCCAGGGCAAGACUUUGGAGAAAAAUCAGAUGGAUAAGAUUGCCUCUGAGAAUGAUCUUAUCGAAGAGAUAAAACGAUUAGAGUUAUAAUUUAUUUGAAUCUGAAUUUGAGAAGGGUUUUUAUUUAUUUCUGUAGCUCAUUCUGUUAAAUAUUUUUAUUAACUAAUGUUUGCUAAAUUUUAAAUUAAA
Bolinopsis microptera is the source of this 1808-nucleotide messenger RNA. RefSeq names its product eukaryotic translation initiation factor 2A-like. Gene Ontology annotation, molecular function: ribosome binding; mRNA binding; tRNA binding. NCBI's taxonomy places the organism in Eukaryota, Metazoa, Ctenophora, Tentaculata, Lobata, Bolinopsidae. Gene Ontology annotation, cellular component: cytosolic small ribosomal subunit. Gene Ontology annotation, biological process: translational initiation. The record is from RefSeq and is a predicted model, not a curated record. The coding region runs from base 6 to 1709 and encodes 567 amino acids. The transcript has 11 exons.